AUGGCGGCAACUCUAUCUUCUGUCCUGCCGAACCACGGGCUCCAGGAAUUUUCAAUUAGUACCGAGUCCGGGGCGACAGUCGUUGGAUACUCUCGCGGCAUUAAUAGCAGCUCCAUCAGCUCCAAGUCACCUAUUCUAGUUCUCCUACAUGGAUAUCCAGAGACGAACUUCAUGUGGCGCCAUAUAAUUCGACUUCUGCCCAAGUCUAUCCCUAUCUUUGCACCAGACUUACCUGGGUAUGGGCUGUCUAGCCCUGUAGCUGGCGACACGUCGGCAUCGCACACCAAACGCGCCGUCGGAAAAGCGAUUCUCGCUGCUUUAUCCGGACUAUUAGAAAAGGAUGCUAACAGCGGCGGCAAAUCCCCAGUGCCUAUACUACUUGUAGGCCAUGAUCGUGGCGCUCGAGUUACCCAUCACCUAGCCAUCGAUGCCCCUGUUUAUGCCGACAAAUUCACCCUAAUAGGUGCCGCCGUUCUCGACAUCGUACCAACUUUUAUUCAAUGGCAAGGACUGGCCAACCCCGCCGAAGGAAAGGGGUUCUUUCACUGGCCCUUCCUCGCAAACGUGGAUUUCGCCACGGAGAUGAUCCAAGCCCUUGGCGGCGACAUCUUCUUACAGCGAAUGUUUGAUCGCUGGCGCGGCACACUGUCCCCGGAAAGUGAGAAAAAUCUUGGCCAAGACGGGUCUUAUGAAGUCUACAAAGCAGCUUUUAGGUCCGAGAGCGUAAUCCGCGCCAGUUGCCUAGACUACGCGGCUGGCGCGAAAGAGGACAUCGAUGAGGAAAAGGCCGAUCAAGCAGAAGGGAACAAAGUCGACGUUCCGAUUUUGGUGAUGUAUUCUGCCAGUGGACUGGGAAAGAGGUUCGAUGUACCGGGUGUGUGGAAAAGCUGGGUUCGUGAGCCGGAAAAGAACAUAGUCCAGAAGGCAGUUGGUAGAGGAGCUGGUCAUUUCUUUGCCGAAGAAAACCCCGAGGAAACGUUUGAAUAUCUGCUAGGGUGGUUCGGGGAACUUGGAAUUUAUGAGACCAAAUGA
Talaromyces rugulosus is the source of this 1032-nucleotide messenger RNA. RefSeq lists its product as uncharacterized. Gene Ontology annotation, molecular function: hydrolase activity. The transcript is spliced from 4 exons. Bases 1 to 1032 code for a protein of 343 amino acids. Lineage: Eukaryota; Fungi; Ascomycota; Eurotiomycetes; Eurotiales; Trichocomaceae. The record is from RefSeq and is a predicted model, not a curated record.